Molecule: messenger RNA, 2499 nt
Organism: Calidris pugnax (ruff)
Lineage: Eukaryota; Metazoa; Chordata; Aves; Charadriiformes; Scolopacidae
Product: zinc finger protein RFP-like
Exons: 7
Coding region: 741-2231 (496 amino acids)
Molecular function (GO): protein binding; zinc ion binding
Source: RefSeq, a predicted model, not a curated record
AUGGACAUGGCACACUCUGGGCAAGCCUUUGGUCUGAUGCAGGAAACCACACUGUAUUUCGGGACUCAGUGGCUGGUUACCAAGAAAGCAGAUCAAACAAGUCCCGGUGUCCACCACCAAUCUCAUUGUCGUGGUGUUUCCAAGAGCGGGAGAUUGAGAAAGGGUCACCUUGGGUGGAUUUUUUAAUAUUUGGGUGCCCUCCACGAUUCCUCUGGGGAAUCUUACCCUGGGAGGAGCAGGAGAAUGAAGCUCAGGAUUUGGGCAACAGCCCCUGGGGACACCACUUUCAAAGCUUUCACCCCUGUGUUGACUCUUGACAGAGACCAAUGGUGCUCCUGUGUGGCUGGAGAAGCUGGCUCUGGUUCUGUGUUCUCUUUUCUAGUUUUUUUGGUGGAAUCUGGGAAAACGGUACUGUGCAACCACCAGCCUGGGAAAUCAUGGUAAAGCUCAAGGUAAAGCUCAAAGGACAUAACGAAGCCCUUUGUUGUUCUAUCUCAGCUGCGAGACUGAAAAAUCCCAGUGCCUCCAGGACAGGGUGGAAAUAGGAUGGGUGUCUCCAGUUCCCGUCCUCCUCAUCUGUCCAACUGCUGCUUCCCAGAGCAAUAUAAGUUAAUGUAUUGCCUGUAGCUGUGCUGGGAAGGGGCAGGGUCUCAGAGUAACCAAUGGUGUAGAACCAGGAAGAGCAAUCUCUCACCUUUCUGAUCACUUGAGAGAGAAAGGAGCUCGGUGGGUCGCUCUUCAUGGACGCCAGGAAGCCUGUGGAAAACCUACGGGAUGAAGCCCGCUGCUCCAUCUGCUUGGAAAUAUUCCAGGACCCCGUGUCCAUCCACUGUGGGCACAGCUUUUGCCGGUCGUGUAUCAGUCAGACCUGGGAAGGACUGACCACCAACUUCUUCUGCCCCCAGUGCAGGGAGACAGUGUCAUGGAAAAGAGUCCGUCGCAACUGGGAAUUGGCCAACAUGAUUGAAGCAGCCAAGAGAUUGAACCUGCAACGGGACAGAGAGGUGGAAGGAGGGGAGAACUUGUGUGAGGAGCACCAGGAACCCCUGAAGCUCUUCUGCCAAGACGACAAAAGGCUUAUCUGCGUGGUGUGUGACAGGUCCAAGGUGCACCGUGACCAUUUUGUGGUUCCAAUGGGCGAGGCUGCCCAGGAGUACAAGAAACAAAUUGAGACCCAACUGCACCUUCUGAAAUCAGAGCAAGAGGCGCUUCAAUCUUCCGUGAAGGACACACAAGACAGACUCAAGGACCACACUGAGAGGACAGAAGCUGCAAAGCAGGAGAUUGUGAGGACAUGUAGGAAGCAGCACGAGUUCCUGGACAAAGAGGAGUCCUCUCUUCUGGCCCAGCUGGAGCAGCUGGACACAGAGAUAAUGAACGCCCAUGAAGAAAUCCUCCAGAGGCUUUUGGAGGAGACAACAAGGCUGGGCACGCUGAUUGGGGAGAUGGAGAAGACCUACCAGCAGCCAGACUGGCAGCUCCUGAAGGACAUUGGAACCACCUUGAGCAGGUCUGUGGUCCUUCUCCUGUCCCCAUGUCACCACCACAGAGCAGGGGCCAGAGGGAAACACUCUCCCAAUCACUCGAGAUUGCCCCAAAGCUGGAAAAGAAAUUCUCUGAAUUCGCCAAGAAGAACCCAGACAUCAAGGAACUUGUGGAGAAAUUUCAGAGUACGAAGGGCAGAUUUCCUGGAGUUUGAGCUUCCUUUGGCAACACAGAUGACGCUGGACUCAGAGACGGCCAACGCCAGGCUUUAUCUCUUGGAAGACUGCAAGCUUGUGCGGUGGGAUUGCUGUGAGCAGGACCUGCCCCCCAACCCAAAAAGGUUCAAAGUCAAUCACUGUGUGCUGGGCUUGAGGGGCUUCACAUCGGGGUGGCACUGCUGGGAUGUGGAGGUCCACAGAGAAGGCACAUGGGCCAUUGGGGUGGCCAAGGAGUCGGUUCCAAGGAACCGUUGGGUUGUCCUGAAUCCCAGUGAGGGGAUAUGGGCUCUGUGUCAUAUCCAAAAUGAGUACACGGCUAUGACAUCUCCUGAUGCCAUCCCUUUGACUCUACGCCGUGUCCCCAAGCGGAUACGAAUCUGCUUGGACUAUGAGGAAGGGAGGGUGCUGUUUUUUGAAGCUGAGAGCAAAGAACGGAUCUUUGCUUUUCUGGCAGCAUCUUUCCAAGGGGAGAGAGUCUUCCCGUGGUUCAUGGUGACGGGGGAUGUUCAACUCAGACUUUUUCCUUAAGGCACAAGACAAAAAAACCCAACCCCCAAAGUCCUCGAGUUCCCCUUGGGAAAUAAACCAGGGGCUGGGUUUUGUCCCAAUCGCACCAAAGGGACAGGAAAGGGGAGCGGCGUUCAGUUUCCUUCCCUUUAGUGAAAAAUAGGAGCAUUUCUGUGCCUUAAACUCUAUUUUGAUCUUUUAAUCACUGUUUAAUCAUUAAUGGCUUUUACGUGGAGGCUGUGAACUUGCCCUGAUGUGGUGUUAAAAGUAAAAGUUCAAUUCUAUACAA